Messenger RNA from Aethina tumida (small hive beetle), 828 nucleotides. RefSeq names its product putative defense protein 3. Bases 285 to 752 code for a protein of 155 amino acids. The transcript is spliced from 3 exons. The record is from RefSeq and is a predicted model, not a curated record. Gene Ontology annotation, molecular function: oxidoreductase activity, acting on metal ions. Lineage: Eukaryota; Metazoa; Arthropoda; Insecta; Coleoptera; Nitidulidae.
UAAAACAAUAUUUAUAAUUUAUAGUUAAUGUUUCAUAAUCUGUGUAUACAAUAAUAUUUGCUCUUAAUAUAAAUGAAUUGCAGUGUAUUUAACCGAGGUAUUUCCUAGUAUAAUUAGUUUCUACAGAAAAAGUUACGAUAACACCGUGGCGGUUAUAAAAUCACCACACGCAUCGAAAAUCUGCAUAGAUAUAAAUAAACUCUUCCAGAGGUAAGUCCACUUAUUGAACAUUUUAUUUUUGAAAUCCAACCGACAAUUUUAUAUACUUUCAGAACUAAUUAAUAAUGUUUUUCGUCCUUUUCGCUUCGAUUUUGUUGGCAACUGCGUUGGCGCAUCCAACGGGAGCUCCAACUGAAGCCUGCGACAGCAUGACACCCGACCAUGGAGUUAACCCCGAGUCGACCCAACUUCCAAACACCAUAUCCUUGGACAAAACGGAUUUGAAGGCCAAAGAUAAACUUAAAAUUUUAAUAGAGGGACCUCCAUUCAGGGGAUUCCUUGCCGAAGUCAGGAAGCAGGGCUCCGACGAGGCUGUUGGAAAGUUCAUCGCUGAUGAAGGGCAGCACACUAUAAAUUGUCACAACAAUAAAGACAGUGCUAUUACACAGUCUGGACGAGAGCUUAAAGACAAAGUUACUUUGAUUUGGGAAGCUCCUGAUGAAACUGGGGACUAUGAUGUUUUCAUUACUAUCGUUGAAACCAAAGAGAAAUUUUGGGCUAAACAGAAAGUUUCAUCAAUUAAAGUCGUUUAACAACAACCGGCAAGUAUUUUAUUAAUGUAUCAUUGUAUUGAAACUAAUAUUAAAUAAAUCAGUAUUAAGUACUUUG